Messenger RNA from Vitis riparia (riverbank grape), 393 nucleotides. RefSeq names its product squamosa promoter-binding-like protein 13A. The coding region runs from base 1 to 393 and encodes 130 amino acids. Gene Ontology annotation, cellular component: nucleus. Lineage: Eukaryota; Viridiplantae; Streptophyta; Magnoliopsida; Vitales; Vitaceae. The transcript has a single exon. The record is from RefSeq and is a predicted model, not a curated record. Gene Ontology annotation, molecular function: DNA binding.
AUGGACUGGAACUUGAAGACACCUUCUUGGGAUUUGACUGAAUUGGAGACAGAAGCCAUUCCCAACAUAGAUGUGGUUGGUGGGACAAGCAGCCCUGGAGUACAUAAGACUAGAGGGGAUUUUUCCAUUGAUUUGAAGCUUGGUCAAGUCAGUAAUCCCAACAGUGACUUUGCUAAUAAGUUGAAGGAGCAAAAAUUUUCGAGUAUUGCCUCUCCAUUGCCUUCACGAUCAUCAAAGAGGGCAAGAGCCACUAACAAUGGAAUCCAGACUGUUUCUUGCCUUCUUGAUAGGUGCAAUUCAGACCUUAGUAAUUGCAAAGAGUGCCAUAGGAGGCAUAAGGUCUGUGAGCUCCAUUCUAAGACCGCCCAAGUCACAAUUGGUGGCCACACAUAG